UAUAUAUAUGAGAUAAGGCAGCGGCCGGACCACACAGUGCCGUCAACUCCACCAGCAGUCAUGGCUGCCAGGGGCGGCCUGCUCGCGCUGCUCGUAUGGUACGCGUCACUGUGGGCACCGGGUGGUAGUUGGCCAGCGACACCGGCGCUGGAGUACGGACCUCCUGGCCUGUUGCCGGGCAGACCUCUGGGCGCCGCCCCCUCGCCUGCCGCCCCAGGAGCGCCGCCCACUCAUGGCAUCGUUGUGGUGCCCGCGCCACCACCCAGCUUCGCCCCAGUGCCUGCACCGGCACCGAUUGCAGUCACCCAGCCUUCACGCCCAGUCCUACCUGCCAGUCCAGGUGUGGGUAAGCUGCCACCAAUACCCACAGCACAGCCACAUUUUCCUGCACCUGUCCUCCCGAAACCUGGAGUUACAACAGUGCCAAAACCUUUGCCCAUUCCCCAACCAUCUCCACUACAGCCACCCUCCCUAUCUGUUUUUCCACAAAAACCGUUUUUGAUGAAACCAAGUAAAAUGUUACCACCAGUAACCAACCUGCCAGCAGCUCCACCACCACCACCACCACCACCACCUUUUGAGUUACCAACAGUACCCAUCAUAAGGAAUGAAUUGAAGCCUCCUAUUAUACCACCACCACCACCGCCACCAUCACUGCCAAGAGCACCACCACCACCACCACCACCACCAUCACUGCCAAGAGCACCACCACCACCACCACCACCACCACCACCACCACCACCACCACCUCCACUUCCUCCAACACCAAUUCUUCUACCAUCUCCUCCUCCUCCUCCUCCUCCUCCUCCUUUCCCUUUUUCUCCAUCUUUAUCACCUUCACCUCCACUUUCAAGUCCCUCUCACAGACCAUCUAGGCCUCCACUCCCAUCUCCUCCAAAACCAUUUGAACUACCUAAACCACCAUCACUGCCGCCUAGUAUCACAGGGGCUAGGAAAAUACCACCUCCACCGCAACCAUUUGAACUACCAUUGUUUCCUGUACCUGGUAAAGCUGUUUCCCCUCCACCUACUAUCCAAUCUGCUCCAGUUCCCAUUCCCGCACCACCACCACCACCAAAGCCAUUUGAACUGCCUGUUUCACCACCUACAGGUAAGGUAUUCUCACCACCUACUGUUGUUCCAGGUGGGAGGCAGCCAAGUGUUCCAGCUCCACCCUCACCACAACCACUCCAGCUGCAGCCUUUACCUACAGAAACGAAAGGAUUGCCACCUAAUCUAGUAGUAAAAUUUCCUAGUCCUCCACCACCACCACCACCUCCUCCUCCUCCUCCUCCUCCUCCUCCUCCUUCACCUCCACCUCCACCACCAUCAUUUCAACUAUCCCAACUGCCUUCUCUAUCAGCACCACCCCCACCUCCUCCUCCUCCUCCUCCUCCUCCUCCUCCUCCACCACCACCACCACCACCACCACCACCUCCUCUCCCAUCUAGACCUCCACCACCAUCUCCUCCAAAGCCAUUUGAGCUACCUACAACACAAUCACUACCACCUAUACUUACAGGUGGUAGGCAACCGAAAGUUCCAAUACCACCUCCACCACAGCCAUUUGAGCAACCAAUGUUUUCUGGGCCUGGCAAAGCUGUCUCACCCCAACCUACUAGCCCUCCCACCCAUUUUCCAAUACCUGCGCCACCGCCGCCGCCGCCGCCGCCGCCACCUCCAACACCACCACCGCCGCCGCCGCCACCGCCGCCACCGCCGCCACCUCCAACACCACCACCGCCGCCGCCGCCGCCGCCGCCCCCGCCGCCGCCAACACCACCGCCACCGCCGCCGCCACCACCGCCGCCACCCUCUUUCUUGCAGAGACAGCCUUUGCCCACAGUUCCAGGUGCACCGCAACCUCCAGGCUUCCCCAGCCAGUUUGGAGCUGCUGGUGCGCCUACUCCAGCUUUUCCAGGUGCCCCAACUGUUCGUGCACCUGAAAGGAAUGCUGGUGUACUUCCAACAGGAGCGCCCGGCGCCCCAGGUGCCCCUGGAAGACCAGGCACCCCCGGCACCCCCGGCACACCAGGUGUCCCCGGCUCCAGCAUGCCAGGUGUGCCCGGCACACCAGGCACCCCCGGCACACUAGGUGUCCCCGGCCCCGGCACACCAGGUGCACCUGGCACGCCAGGUAUCCCUGGCAUCCCUGGCACGCCUGGCUCCCCUGGCUCUCCAGGUGCCCGCGGCGCGCCUGGCAGCCCUGGCACCCCUGGGACACCGGGUGCCCCCGGCACACCUGGCACACCAGGUGCCCCUGGCACACCAGGUGCUCCUGGUGGCCCCGGCGCUCCGGGUGCCCCACCUCCGCCGCCUCCACCACCACCGCCGCCGCCGAACGUGGCCACAUCUCCGCAGUCAUUCCCUGUCGGCACACGGGUUCACUUUGCUGACAACCUGGGCCAGUUCACACAAGGGUACGCGGAAAAGAAGGGCGCUGUGGUGACGGAGCACGGCAGGCUGGUGCCGGUGAACAAUGGCUGGGAGGCGGUGCUGGUCAAGGAAGGCUCCUACACCUAUAUAAGCCCCGAGGGCAAGCAGGUGUCGCUGAGCUACGUGGCCGACGAGACGGGCUUCCACGCCGUGGGAGACCACCUGCCCGUGCCUCCCACCCCCGUCACGCCCUCCUUCGUCUAGACGACCACCGCCCCCGACUAGGAGCCACCUCGCACCGACGGUGGUCUCCUCAGUCGCGACCUGCGAACACCACAACCGCCACAGCCAGCGCAGUCAACAGACGACACAUGCUAUCACCUACGGACUCUGCAGUGUUCACUGCUUAUAUGCCACUGAGGACUUGUCGAUGAUGAUGGCGUCCACCAAACAUUGCCACACUGGUUACUGAACCACAAUUAAUUUAAAUCGCACACAACAAACCAUGCUUACCUUUCUGUUCGAAAACGUCCACUUUCUGCUCUGCAGAAUCAUCACCUGCAGAACAAAUCGAUGUCCUAAAUAGAUCCGUGCAGUUUAUUGCCUGAGGGUACGAAACCCUCUUAUCGCACCCUAGUAGUGUUUUCUACAUGUACCUCGCAACUACUUUAUCCUAGGAGCACUGCUACACUUUCGCGAGUAGCACUUUAGUCAAGAAAGGAGAAAUUGGGCAUUUACGUACACACACACUCCUUUGACAGGUCAGCAUCAGCCGGUUUCCUACUGUCCUCGCGCCGCUAGAAGUCGCAGUAGCUCUUCAAGGCAUGCCACAUGGCCCCUAAUCCACAGCCUGAGCUAAGGAACACUUGCCCCACUUAACCACACCUGCAACUAGCCGGCUGUUUCCGGCCUUGAACUUCGCUACUCGUUGUGCGCAUGCGCACAAAGUUCUAUCCGUUAGUGCCCCCUCGCUCUUCACAUAGCGGACAUCCCGUGGCGCGACCAUAACAUCAGCAAAUCCAGCGCUGGAGUGGAAAGAUAUCACGAUACAUUAUUAACACUCCAAAAACAAUGGGCUAUGCAGGGCGCCGAUGCUUGAUUUUCUGGUGACACUGUCUUGAAAAAAAAAAAAAAAAACGCACAUGCAUGCCUCUGAAAUAUUUGGGCCAACAAUUUAUAGCUAACGGUACGGCAGUGUAGUGAUCAAUCGCACCGUUCUCGUAGCCCAGUGUGAUACCUUCUCUGGAAGGUGAAUUGUGAGGGCCAUAAAGACGUUGCUUAAGGUCCACUGGAAACGCGCCACGGAACUAUAUUUCUAUUUCGUGCCCUACUGACUUCCCAUCUUCAAAGUGUCCUGCCAGCAUUCCAUAGGGCAACUGUUUCCGUUAUCCGACUCCGAGAGUUGGGAAUCUAGAUUAACCGUGCAGUUGAUUCUUUAUAUGUGUACAGAAUUUGAAGCAAUAAAUCCAUAUGUACUUACUUCAGAAGUAGCGGCAUUGAUAAUCAAAUAAAAUAACAAUUUGAUAAUAUUCGGUAAAGAUGUGUUUCGAAAUAAUGUUUGAUGAGGAUAUGUUUCGUAAGAUCAGGUAGGUUUUAUCUGACUGAGGUUACUUGGCAUUCAUUUCAUAUCUCCAUAAAGGAUAUCACACACACAAAUAGUAAUUACAUACUUCGGUUAUAGAUCCUUUAGUCUUUUGCAGUGGCGCAGAUACCAUUACCAAACACCUUGGCUCCAUAUCACAGAUUUGCUGUCGAAGCAGCAGCAAUAGUUCAUUAGCUAAUGGGUCAGAAGCCACGCCUGAACUCUUCAACUUCAGUUCAUCCUACGAGACAGUAGUGUUCGUUAUUACGACCGUAAGAGCUAUGAAGGAGAGCUGGGAGAGAACCGAGAAACCAAACGAUUUUAAAUACUUCCUUUCAGUACAUCAAGUAGCAGCAAGUAACUGUUGUGGAAGAUAGUUACGCAGAAAAGAAUCUCACCCCCUAUGGAAUUGUUUACGGUCAAGUGCUGUGCUUCCAAAAUUUGUGAAUUUUAUGGCUUUGGAAUUUUUGUUUUAUGUUUUCCUAUGAUAUGCCGUCGAAAUUAACUAAUGCUCAAACAAUUUACUCUCACAGCUAUGCCCAACGUAUGGUGGUCUGCUGUGUAAAUUAUUCGUUUUCUUCUUUGUUGGGGUGACAGUUUGUUACCAGCGUGUUCACAUGUAGAAAGUUUCUUCGAAUAUCAUCUACCUACACAUCUAGGAACACUAGCGACGAUAUUCGUCGUAGGAAUCAUUCUUGAUAUAACAAAAAAAAAAAGGUUUUAAAAAAGUUUCGUUGACGUGAAACGUAUGAUACAUUAUUAACUUAUUCUGAGAAUAAAUGAGGAUAUUGUAUUAUCUCUGAGAAUUGCGUUUAGAAGACAGAUACACAUGGGCCAUAUAUAUGUGUACUUCAAAGUUACUGAUUUACGUUUCUAUGUUCACUGAUUCCUAUGUUAUUAUCCUGUUGAUUACAUUUUUGGAAUUAAAUCAAUCUAUAUUGUAGCAGAGGGUGUGAUAAUAAAUACAAUAGCGAAUAACAAUGUUAUCGCUUACUCCUGUCAGUGUACCGUGCACGAUAUUAGGUUUAUUAAGGGAAAAUUAACUCGUAACAUGAUUGUCAUAUAAUUGCGUUUAUAUUAGCUGUGUUUCAGCGCUUAAACUGUCAAUGAGUUUUCUCCGCAAGUUUCCUGAUUCAGUUAAUCUAAUAAUAUAUUUAUUUAAUUAGUUCGUAUCUGUGUAAAAUAUUUUUUAAUUAAAGUUUACAGCUUCACAUGA
Messenger RNA from Schistocerca gregaria, 5174 nucleotides. RefSeq names its product basic proline-rich protein-like. Gene Ontology annotation, cellular component: chitin-based extracellular matrix. Bases 61 to 2640 code for a protein of 859 amino acids. The transcript is spliced from 4 exons. The record is from RefSeq and is a predicted model, not a curated record. Gene Ontology annotation, molecular function: structural constituent of chitin-based larval cuticle. NCBI's taxonomy places the organism in Eukaryota, Metazoa, Arthropoda, Insecta, Orthoptera, Acrididae.